Messenger RNA from Iphiclides podalirius (scarce swallowtail), 768 nucleotides. Lineage: Eukaryota; Metazoa; Arthropoda; Insecta; Lepidoptera; Papilionidae. The record is from the annotation of a GenBank genome assembly.
AUGUGUUUAACGGACCGUUUUGUACUGGGUAUUGACUCAGCUUCGGUCCGUGAGAAGUUGUUUAGAGAAGACCCGAAUGUGACCCGAGCUGUAGAUCUAGGGCGCGCUGUGGAGAGUGCGCAGCGUAUUGUAUCUGCUGGUGAAUUGGUACCGGUGACCAAAACGGAGUCAUUACUUUAUACGGAGUCCCGUCGGAGAGGCAGCACGCGCACCGGUCGCAGCGCUGGUGGCAGCGCCGGUGGCAGCGCCGCUGGCGGUGGCAGCUCAAGAUGUGGCGUUUGUGGCGCGAGGCCACACGACGCCGAAGCAUGUGGUUACCGUCAUUUGUUGUGUAAUGAUGAAAACCCGCUGGCUCUGGAGGUGAGUGUGCGGGGUGUUGCACUCAUUAUGGAGGUCGAUUCUGGAAGUGGGGUGUCGGCACUGCCCGGACACCUGUGGCGUAUGUAUUUUUCUCGGUACACGUCGCUCGGUACCGAUAUUGUUUGGAGGCGUCACGCGAAUCAAUUAAUUUCGGCCAAUUCUUAUAAAGGCUCAGUAACACAGCUUACAGGCCGGGUACCCCCAGGAACUACGCCUAACACUCCCACUGUGAACCAGACCUUGCGCAGUAGCAGUGAAGCCUCCGAGUGGGCUGAGUCAGAAGACUCAUUCGGUACGCCGUCAAAUGCAACAGACUUAUGGCAACAACCCCGCACACCUAUUCCUGACGAACCAGGUAUUCGCACUCGAUCUGUUCGCUUGGUAGUACCACCUAAACGAUUAAUUUUG